CGCCGACGUCCACGUUCGCUGCGAUGGACCUCAUACGCCGCUUCGACGAGCUGUGCGAGACGGUGGAUGCAGACACACGACAGGCGUUCCAUCGGUCCGUCGAAGUGCUGAACCGCGCCAUUGAUAUCCUCUCCCUGGACCGCAUGUGUUUCAGCUUUAACGGCGGCAAAGAUUCGACUGUCGUGUUGCAUUUGCUGCGACUGGUGCUGGCGAAGCGGGCGCUGGGAAGCCAACCUGGAGCGUCCGAAGCAGAAUUUGAUGAUGUGUAUCGAUCGUUGCUACAUCAACUUCCUGUGAUGUACUUUGACACACCAGACCAGUUUCCACAAGUCACCGAGUUCAUCCACCAAUGCAUUGAAGUGUAUGGCUUCCAGUGCGAAAUGCAGACGAGCAGCUACGUUCAAGGCAUCGAAUCCAUCAUUUCCAAACGAAAGACGCAAGCGUUCGUCAUGGGGGUGCGCCGGGGCGAUCCCGGCACGGACGACCUUGAACACUUUUCACCGAGCUCGACAGGGUGGCCAGCGUUUUUCAGAGUCAAUCCCAUCUUGCAGUGGCGAUACGACUACGUGUGGCUAUUCCUGCGGUCACUCAAGCUCGAAUACUGCGCAUUGUACGACCAAGGGUACACGUCGUUGGGUAGCGUCCACAACACGGUGCGAAACCCACAGCUCGUGCAUAUCAACGAGAAUGGGGACACCGAGUACUGGCCUGCGUACAGACUCCUAGACAACACGUCCGAACGAUGUGGGCGCUUUUCAACAUGCUAACCAAACGCUGUGCCUUCAUUCGAGAAUUUCUGAUAGUCCUGACACGUAGUAGUGUUCUAGAGGUCGCGCGAAGCUGCCUUCGUCGGCCACGCUGCAUUUCCUUCUUAGUCGUCUAAGUACAGCGUUGAAAAUUGAAA
Messenger RNA from Aphanomyces invadans, 904 nucleotides. RefSeq lists its product as hypothetical. The record is from RefSeq and is a predicted model, not a curated record. The transcript has a single exon. Lineage: Eukaryota; Oomycota; Saprolegniomycetes; Saprolegniales; Verrucalvaceae. Gene Ontology annotation, biological process: FAD biosynthetic process. Gene Ontology annotation, molecular function: FMN adenylyltransferase activity. The coding region runs from base 24 to 767 and encodes 247 amino acids.